UACUACUUACUAGGUAUUUUCAAUUUCAAUUCACAAUAGUUUCUCAACAUCUUAAAUUAUCCAUUUUUGGUAUCCAAUGUUUUAAAACUAUAAAAAUCGUAUAUCUAUUUGUAUUGCGUUGCAAAAUUGAGCUGACGUCUGAUCUUUUUGAUGGAUUUAUUCAACAAAGGAAUGAAAGGUCCAACAAGGCCAGCGCCUGUGCCUCCAGGUGCUAUUGUCCAUAGAUACUCCCCAGUUACAAAUUUGAAUGAUGAUCCCUUCGGCUCUGAAGUUUUUGAACCAUCACCAAUGUACUCUCAGAAGAAGAAACCACCUCCUCGGCCACCUCCACCAAAAAUUAAUAAGCAACCAGAAGUACCAGCCAAACCAAUACACUUUAUGCGUAGACCUACUGUACUUACAUCAUUAUUAAAUCGCAAAAACAAAAAUAUUGUUAAUCAAUCAAAUGUAAAUCCAUCAUCUAUUUCAACAACAAACUUUACAGAUUUCAGUGAAGUGGAUAAUAAUAAAAUGUUUUCUAAAUGUGAGCGUACAAAUACUCAAACAGCUACACUCAUUGAUUUCUCAUCUCCUCCAAGUUCUCCAACUUUUACAACAAGAUCUAGCAGUGAUGGAAUCAGUGUUGAUAGCUUUGGAUCUGAUGCAACUACCUCUACAAGCAACAGAAAUGCAAUAAGUGGUGGUAAUGCUUCUCAGGCAGAAAGUGGUUUUGAGGAUGAUUUUGAUCUCUUCCUUACAACGAGAAAGCAAAUAAGCAAAGAAGACACACUGGAUGAUUUUUCAACAAUAGAUCCUUUUUCACCACAACCAGUAAAUAAACCACCAAUUAUGAAAAAACCACUUGUAAACAAAGAUUUAUUUGAAAUAUGCAAUCAGAUUACUGCUCCUUCCAAAGGACCAACGAUAAUCCGAGCAAAACCAGCUCGACCAAAACCACCAGAUAACUCGGCAUUAUUAAAAAGCUCCUUUGGUAAUAGUUUCCAAAUGGCUACUAUGAAUAUUAAUACAACAACGCCAAUACAAAGGGUCACCAAUGGCUUCGAAGAUAAUGACGAGAAAUUGCUCUGGGACCGCGAUUCACCAGAGCGAGAGAAAACUCCUCCAAUGCCGACAAUCCCGCCACCACCGCCUCCAGUCAUCGACGAUGACCUGCCCGUGGUCUGGCCUGAUGAUCUGCCCGACACUGAUCAGAACAGCGAGCCGUAUGCAGUAGCAUUAUUCGAUUAUUUCACAGGCCACUCGGAGGACUUAUAUUUUUCGGCUGGAACGAAAAUAAUACUAGUCCGGCGCGUGAAUGAAGAAUGGCUGCAUGGUAAACUAGAAACAGGAGCUGACGGUCUCUUCCCAUCAAAUUAUGUAGAAAUCAAAGUGCCUUUAAACGAUAGCAGUAUAAUGGGUACCGCUGUAGCGUUAUACGAUUUCGCGCCAGUCCAAAAUGGCGAUUUGCAGUUUAAUACAGGCGAUAAUAUAACAGUUCUGUCGAAAAUUAGUGAUGAAUGGUAUUUCGGUGAGUGCAACGGGAUUAAAGGCCAGUUCCCAGUCAACUAUGUGCAAAUUAGUUAGUGAUCUGUCGAUAUAUUCAAAUUGGUGCUGCAUCCUUAGUCUUAUGAAAAUAAUCUAAUUUAUAACACAGCCACAAUCUAUGAAAGAUAUUGCAUAACAAUCGUCGACCAUAAUAAUACCUGUUUCUUAAUUUUGAUAGCGUAAUCAAGCUUUGAUUAUAGAAAACUUAAGUCGUAAUAUUCCCGACUAUAGGUAUUUUGAACGAAAAAUUCUUUUAGCGUGAAAUACCCGUCAGCCUCAUGGCACCGUGAUGAACCAACUAUACGUAGAAUUGUAUUGGAUGUGCCGUGUUCGAUUUAUGUGAUUUUAAAACGAAGACUGAUGUCUAUAUCUCGAUAAAUUGUACAAUGAUUUGGAUUUUGAAUCUAUGGAU
Molecule: messenger RNA, 1936 nt
Organism: Pieris napi
Lineage: Eukaryota; Metazoa; Arthropoda; Insecta; Lepidoptera; Pieridae
Exons: 5
Coding region: 151-1563 (470 amino acids)
Biological process (GO): plasma membrane tubulation; actin cortical patch localization; endocytosis
Cellular component (GO): Rvs161p-Rvs167p complex; actin cortical patch; mating projection tip
Molecular function (GO): lipid binding; protein binding
Source: RefSeq, a predicted model, not a curated record